Molecule: messenger RNA, 225 nt
Organism: Penicillium nucicola
Lineage: Eukaryota; Fungi; Ascomycota; Eurotiomycetes; Eurotiales; Aspergillaceae
Product: U4/U6-U5 snRNP complex subunit LSM6
Exons: 2
Coding region: 1-225 (74 amino acids)
Biological process (GO): mRNA splicing, via spliceosome; maturation of SSU-rRNA
Cellular component (GO): P-body; U6 snRNP; sno(s)RNA-containing ribonucleoprotein complex
Molecular function (GO): RNA binding
Source: RefSeq, a predicted model, not a curated record
AUGGAGAACGGCCCAUCCUCUGAAGGGAAAGACCCCUCGGCCUUUCUCAGCGAGAUUAUUGGCGCGCCUGUGAUUGUCAAGCUGAAUUCCGGUGUGGUUUAUAAAGGUGAACUCCAAUCGGUCGACGGCUACAUGAACAUUGCUCUGGAAAAAACAGAAGAAUACGUCAAUGGACACCUUCGACGAAACUAUGGCGAUGCGUUCGUGCGCGGAAACAACGGUUAG